UGAUUGGUUUCUGAAGAGGAGAGUUGGCGGCCAAUGCGAUGCGGAGCCGGGGCCUAAGUCCUCGCGGGAGCUGCGGUCUCUGGAGCGGGAUGGCCGCGGAGCCGGCCGUAGUUGGCCCUAGGCUCACAGAUCCCGCUCUCUGCCCUGAAACAUGGCCCGGGGUCCUGGCCCUCUAACUCGGCCUCGCCCCGACACGGUCGUCAUGCCCAAGAGAGGGAAGCGACUCAAGUUCCGGGCCCAAGACGCCUGCUCAGGAAGAGUGACCGUGGCGGAUUAUGCCAACUCGGAUCCGGCUGUCGUGAGGUCCGGAAGGGUCAAGAAAGCUGUCGCCAAUGCUGUUCAGCAGGAAGUAAAAUCUCUUUGUGGCUUGGAAGCCUCCCAGGUUCCUGCAGUGGAAGCUCUUUCUGGGGCUGGUGAGCCCUGUGACAUCAUUGACAGCAGUGGUGAGACUGAUGCCCAGGAGGAAAGCAUCCAUGAGAGAACUAUCUCCAGAAAAAAGAAAAGCAAGAGGCACAGAGACCUGGACGGGACUGGAGGAGAAGAGUAUCCCAUGGAUAUUUGGCUAUUGCUGGCCUCCUAUAUCCGUCCUGAGGACAUUGUGAAUUUUUCCCUGAUUUGUAAGAAUGCCUGGACUGUCACUUGCACUGCUGCCUUUUGGACGAGGUUGUACCGAAGACACUACACACUGGAUGCCUCUCUGCCUUUGCGCCUGCGACCAGAGUCAAUGGAGAAGCUGCACUGUCUUCGGGCAUGUGUGAUCCGAUCUCUGUACCAUAUGUAUGAGCCAUUUGCUGCUCGAAUCUCCAAGAAUCCAGCCAUUCCAGAAAGCACUCCUAGCACAUUAAAGAAUUCCAAAACCUUUGAUCAUCGCAGGUUAACUGUGGUGAGGUGGGAUCAUCCCAAAGCUGACCGUGGCCGGGUGUUGAUCAGUUGCUGGGAGCAGAGCAGCACUGGGCAGACUUCAUGCUGGACAUCCUUGCGGCUCCAGUGCACAAUUAGCAUAGCUUGUGUGGGACACUGGAGCCGUUGUGUUGGCAGCAGAAGUGUUUACCCCUUAAAGCCAAGCCCAUUAUUUUUGAUGGAACAGCAGGACGUACAGGGCAUGUCUGAAGGGCAGGACAGCUGGCACGGCGGACGACCCACCCCUUAUCCCCUAGGAGUGCUUACUUUUCUGGUGCAGAAAGAUUGUUGGGAACAGACAGGAACCAAUGUGGGAAUUCAACUUCAAGUUCAAAAAACAGUCCCCAAGAUUAAAGAGCAAGUGUAUGGGAGGAUUGCAGCCUCCCAUUCAGUACGAAGAUGUUCAUACCAACCCGGACCAGGACUGCUGCCUACUGCAGGUCACCACCCUCAAUUUCAUCUUUAUUCCAAUUGUCAUGGGAAUGAUAUUUACCCUGUUUACUAUCAGCGUGAGCACGGACAUGCGGCAUCAUCGAGUGAGACUGGUGUUCCAAGAUUAUCCUGUCCAUGGUGGUCAGAAACUGCGCAGUGAACAGGGUGUGCAAGUCAUCCUGGACCCAGUACAUAGCAUUCGACUUUUUGACUGGUGGCAUCCUCAGUAUCCGUUUUCCCUGAGAGCAUAGAUAUUGCUUCCUGUCACUGAAGGCAGCCCUGAGCUAGGCCAGUCCAUUUGUAACCAGAUUCCAGUUUGGAAGGGGCAGCUGGAUUGUAUAUCUAGUCAGUAAUGCACAUGCUCUUUAGGUUUCUGGGGUUCCUGGUAAGAGGAGAAGGAUUGAAUCAGGAGGAAAAACAACUAUGAUUUAUAAAUGUAUUUUAAUGUAAAAUUUUGCAUUUGAAAGGAGAAACCUGGCCCUAUUUUCUGUGUUAAACCCCAUUUGGUGCUACUGAGUUUGUUCUUUAUUCUUUUACCACAGCCAAAGUGGAUGAUCUUGCUUUAGGGGAAAAUUAAACUCUUAAAUCUCCAAACAAGGAAAUUUUAGCAUUCCUUUAUGGAUCAGAGUAACCUUAGAGGUGUAAAAUUGUUGCUACUAUUGGUUUCAGUUUAGCUGCCCCUCAAAUUCAAGUGAAUCUAGAAAUAAAGCAGGUGACAGGGUUUUCAGAAUCUUAAUGAGAUUGACUUGUGUAUCUUUCUUUAAAAAUACUUGUUGCAUAAAUAAUUUGCCAGUUUUGAA
This is a messenger RNA of Cervus elaphus (red deer), 2132 nucleotides long. It is a transcript of the gene TMEM183A, whose product is annotated as transmembrane protein 183A. The coding region runs from base 152 to 1492 and encodes 446 amino acids. The transcript is spliced from 10 exons. Gene Ontology annotation, cellular component: SCF ubiquitin ligase complex. Gene Ontology annotation, biological process: regulation of protein stability. Gene Ontology annotation, molecular function: protein binding. The record is from RefSeq and is a predicted model, not a curated record. Lineage: Eukaryota; Metazoa; Chordata; Mammalia; Artiodactyla; Cervidae.